AUGGAGGAGAGGACUACGUUGAGGAAAAAGAUAUUUUGGAGGAAGAAGAAGGCGCUGAGAAAAGGGCACAAUCUGGUUUCUCUUGUUAACAAGAUGUCAUUCAAAUCAGAUGACGGGAGGCAAAAACUUGCAGCUGAGAUGCUACGCAUAGGCAGUGAGAAGAUCGCCGCCCGUGUCUUCACAUUUCGCGAAAUGGCAGCUGCCACGAAGAACUUCGACUCGGAAAACCUACUGGGUGAAGGUGGAUUUGGGAGGGUGUACAAAGGGCAACUCAAAGGCAGCAACGAAAUUGUAGCAGUGAAGCAACUUGACAGAAAUGGAUUCCAAGGCAACAGGGAAUUCCUGGUUGAGGUCUUCAUGCUGAGCUUGUUACACCAUCCAAACCUUGUUAAGUUGCUUGGCUACUGUGCUGAUGGAGAACAAAGGAUCUUAGUGUAUGAGUGCAUGCCGUUAGGUUCAUUGGAGGAUCAUCUACUAGAUUUGGCACCAGAUACUAAGCCAUUGGACUGGCUAACAAGGAUGAAAAUUGCAGCUGGUGCAGCCAAAGGACUGCAAUACUUGCACGAGAUUGCAAACCCACCAGUGAUUUACAGAGAUUUUAAGGCAUCAAACAUCCUUCUCGACGACGACUACAACCCAAAGUUGUCGGACUUCGGCCUUGCUAAGCUCGGUCCGACUGGAGACAAGACUCAUGUAUCCACCAGAGUGAUGGGGACCUAUGGGUAUUGUGCUCCGGAGUAUGCAUUGACAGGCCAGUUAACAACGAUGUCGGAUGUUUACAGUUUCGGAGUUGUAUUCUUGGAGCUGAUUACUGGAAGGAGAGCUAUCGACACGACCAAACCGACGCGUGAGCAGAACUUGGUCCAUUGGGCAGAGCCAUUGUUCAAGGACAAGAGGAAAUUCGUGGCAGUGGCUGAUCCACGGCUGGAGGGGAAGUACCCCAUAAAGGGCCUGUAUCAAGCUCUUGCUGUGGCUGCAAUGUGCCUGCAAGAGGAGGCAAGCAUAAGGCCUCUCAUCAGUGAUGUGGUCAUUGCUCUCGAGUACCUGGCUAAUCCAAGGACCAAUGGCCCUGAAGAACCAACAACACCUGAAGCUGAACCAAUUGCCAGCUCUGUGAUAGUGGAAGAUACUAGACAUCUUGAAGAGAAAGAGUCAGAAUUAGAUGAUCAUAUUCACCAAGAAAGCUAUUCCUUCUCGAGCAGGGAAGAUGAGCUGAAUGAUGUGGAAUAGUGGGAUGGGACGGGAUGUUUUGCAUCUACAAUUGUUUUCUGCAUUUUGAUUGAUUUGCUACAUAUAUCAAGUGCAUUGCUAGGCUUUUGAGUCUUAGAACUUGAAUCAUGGAGCAAAGA
Zingiber officinale is the source of this 1349-nucleotide messenger RNA. Its product is annotated as probable serine/threonine-protein kinase PBL23. Gene Ontology annotation, biological process: protein phosphorylation. Gene Ontology annotation, molecular function: protein kinase activity; ATP binding. The coding region runs from base 1 to 1230 and encodes 409 amino acids. The record is from RefSeq and is a predicted model, not a curated record. The transcript has 5 exons. Lineage: Eukaryota; Viridiplantae; Streptophyta; Magnoliopsida; Zingiberales; Zingiberaceae.